Aspergillus pseudotamarii is the source of this 1026-nucleotide messenger RNA. Its product is annotated as zinc-binding alcohol dehydrogenase family protein. The record is from RefSeq and is a predicted model, not a curated record. Gene Ontology annotation, molecular function: oxidoreductase activity, acting on NAD(P)H. NCBI's taxonomy places the organism in Eukaryota, Fungi, Ascomycota, Eurotiomycetes, Eurotiales, Aspergillaceae. The coding region runs from base 1 to 1026 and encodes 341 amino acids. The transcript has 5 exons.
AUGUCUCUGAACCAGGCUGCCUGGUUCGAUGCCGAAGGUCAGCCCUUUCGGGUUGGUCCUGCGCCAAUGCCAACACCCGGCCCUAAGCAACUGGUCAUCAAGAACCAAGCUGUGGCAAUUAACCCAGCGGACUGGAAGAUCCAGGCUGGUGCACCUUUCAUUAAGACCUGGCCGAUUGUACUUGGAAUUGAUUUCGCAGGAACAGUUGAAGAAGUUGGCGAAGGAGUAACCCGUUUCAAGAAGGGUCAACGUGUCAUUUCACAUUCCCAGUCGUUAAGAGACCAAGACCCAGCAAAAGGCGCAUUCCAACUCUACCCACUCGCCGAGGAAGUCUUCACAUCUGUGAUUCCGGAUUCCAUGAGCUUCGAGCAAGCCGUUGUGCUACCUGUGGCGCUCUCGACAGCGACAGCCGGCCUUUACCUUCCUAAAUAUCUCGGUCUUCCUUACCUACCGUCGUCAAACCCUAAGUCCACCGGAAAGACACUGCUCAUCUGGGGCGGGGCAUCCUCCGUUGGUGCAGUCACUAUCCAAUUCGCCGUUGCUUCGGGUCUGAGAGUAGUCACCACAGCCUCUCCAGCAAAUCAUGAUUUUGUCAAAGCUAUGGGCGCUAGUGCCGUGUUUGAUUACAGAUCUCCAUCUGUAGUCGAGGAUAUUGUCAAGGAGCUUGAAGGCAGCGACCUCGCCGGAGUCUACGAUGCCAUCUCCGAAGAACCCAGCUUUGAGCCGAUCACCGAAAUUCUGAAGCGUGUAGGCCGCCAGGUCAAAGUUGCCGCUGUGCAGACUCGUGAGAAGCCAUCAGAGGGGUUUGACCCCAUCUUUGUAUUCUGUUAUGAAAUCGCCACAGCCCCAAAUGAAGAGAUGGGCGAAGCUAUCUGGGGGAAAUUUGUGCCCGAGGCAUUGGCCAGUGGACAAUUGCAGGCGAAGCCUGACCCUGUGGUUAUAGGUCAUGGGUUGAGUGAAAUUGAGCAUGGGCUGAAGGUGCAGAAAGCUGGAGUUUCUGCUAAGAAGAUUGUUGUUACUCUCUAA